Molecule: messenger RNA, 588 nt
Organism: Lachancea thermotolerans CBS 6340
Lineage: Eukaryota; Fungi; Ascomycota; Saccharomycetes; Saccharomycetales; Saccharomycetaceae
Gene: TVP23
Product: Tvp23p
Exons: 1
Coding region: 1-588 (195 amino acids)
Biological process (GO): vesicle-mediated transport; protein secretion
Cellular component (GO): Golgi membrane
Source: RefSeq, a predicted model, not a curated record
AUGGACCAUGUCAAGAACUUCUACCAGACGAUUCUGAAGUCCUCGCACCCACUCGUGUUGAGCUUGCAUAUACUGGGGAAAGCCGCGCCAAUUGUGUUCUAUUUGAUAGGGUCCCUGUUCAUGAGCUUCACGGCACAGUUCAUCACGGUACUGCUACUUCUUGCGGUGGACUUCUACCUGACAAAAAACAUCAAUGGGCGCAAACUGGUACAGCUGCGGUGGUGGUACGACUCGUCGAAUUCCAAAGAGAGUCCGUUGACCUUCGAAUCAUACAAAGCGUACGCUCCGGGCCCCCCUAUCAACCCUAUCGAUUCGAGACUGUUCUGGUGGUCGUUGUAUGCGUCGCCAGCCUUGUGGGUGGUAUUUGGAAUUCUGUGCAUAUUUCAACUUAAAUUCCUAUACCUCGUUCUCAUUGUGCUCGCAGUGUGUCUCACAGGUUGGAACCUGCACGGGUUCCGGGACUGUGACAAAUGGGAUCCAGCAGUUAGUAGCACUGAAACCGAGCCGUGGUUUCAGCUACCCAAUCUCGCCAGUUUCGAGAACAUGGGAAGAUUAGCUAGAGUACAGAACUUCUUCCGGUCUGGGUAG